AUGUCGAUGGAUUCUGCUGUUUCCAUUGGGUGGGAUGUCUUGAAGUGGGUAGUUGUUCCUGUCAAGCGCCAAUUCGGAUACGUGAUCUCCUCCAAGAGCUACGCCCAGGAUCUUCAGAAGGAAGUCGGGAAGCUGGCGUACGAGGCUGAGAGGAUCCACAAUGCCGUCGAAGUGGCCAGAAACAAUAUUCGGAUGGUCUACAGUCUAGUCACCGAUUGGCACGAGACUGCAGAGAAGGCCUUGAAGGAGGCGGGAGAGCUGUUGGGAGAGUUCGAAAAAGCGAGUAAGAGUUGCUGCUACGGGACUCUUCCCGACCCCAAUUGUCGCUAUCAGUUCAGCAGAAAGGCCAAGGAUAAGAUCGAGCUCCUUCAGCGACUCGCUCGAGAAUGCAGUGAAUUCAGGGACAUCUCCUUCAUUGAUCCUGCUCCGGGGAAUGUCACUGCGGCCUCCGCUCCUUCUGCCAAGGACGAUGGCGUCUUCGAAUCCAGAGCUUCGAUCAAACGUCAAAUCAUAGCCGCUCUUGCUGAUAACCGCAACAGCGUGGUUGGGGUUCAUGGGAUGGGCGGGACCGGCAAGUCCACCCUUUUGGAAGAGGUUGAAAGAAGAAUAAGGGAAGAGAGGUCGUUCGAUCUGGUCGCUAAGGCCGACGUGUCGGAAAAUCCAGACAUCAAGAGGAUUCAAGAAGAGAUCGCGUACGGGUUGGGCCUUAGUGACAUAAAGCAGGAAGAGAAUGUCAGCUUGCGAGCGAAGCUUCUGCGCGAGAGGCUAGAAGAUGAGGAGAGGACGAAACAAGAAAAUGAUGAGGGGAAGAAGAAGAAGAAGACGGUGCUCAUAAUACUGGACAACCUGUGGAAAGGGCUUGACUUGAAGUCAGUAGGCAUUCCUUGCGGACACGACAACAAAGUCAUAGGAUGCAAGUUGCUGUUGACGUCAAGAUUUCAAGAUGUUUUGCGAAGGGAAAUGGGCUGCGACAGGGACUUCCGCCUCGAUGCGCUGAAGGAGGAAGAGGCAAAAAGAUUGUUUGAGAGGACGGUGGGCGACAAAGUUCAUCACGAUCCGUUCAAAUCCCUGGUGGAUGAAGCACUCAACAAAUGUGCAGGUUUGCCUUUCCUAAUUAUUGCAAUGGCGAAUGUUUUUAGAGAUGCCGAUUUUCGCGAAUGGAAGGAUGUUUUGAGACAAAUUGAGAUGUCUACCAACAAAGGAAUCGAUGAAAAAAUAAACGAGAUGCUGCAGUUGAGCUAUAAUCGUUUCAAAGGGGAAUAUGGCAAGGAGGUGAAGUCAUUGUUACGGCUAUGUGUCGUUUACGGUGUCUCUAAGCCCUCUCUUGAAAACUUGGUGAGGUAUGGCGUGGGUUCGAGGUUAUUUCGAGAAGAUAGCAGCAUGGAAGAAGUGAGAGACAGGUUGAGCUCACUGAUCCGAACCCUGAAAGCCUCAUCCUUUUUGUUAGAAGACAAUGAAGAUGUUGAUGGUUUCAAGAUACACGACUUGGUUCGUGGAUUCAUUGCCUCGGUAGCUUCAAGAGAUGACCCUCUUCUGGUGUUGAAAAAUCAUGAUAAGUCGGUGAUAGAAUUGCCGAAGGACAAGCUCAAAAGUUGCACAUCGGUAUGCUUUCCCUACGUUGACAUGGAGGAGCUUCCUGAAGACUUAGAUUGCCCUGAAAUGCGGAUCUUUUUGUUGUUCACAAACAAUGAAUCUCUUAAGGUCCCAGGCUCAUGUUUCAACUCUAUGAGAAAACUCAUGGUCUUACAUCUUUCUCAAGUGCGGCUCACUCGUUCACCUUCGCCAUUCCAGUUCUUGGAGAACUUACACACUCUGUGCCUAAAUGAUUGUUCGUUAGAGGAUGUAGCCAUGAUCAGCGAACUAAAACGGCUAUGUGUUCUCAGCUUUGCAAACUCCAAAAUUCAACGAUUGCCAAAAGAAAUUGGACAAUUGGUGGAGCUGCGGUUGUUAGACUUAAAUCAUUGCUCAAAACUUGAGAUAAUUGAACCGGGCGUGCUUGGGAGCUUGAUGAAAUUGGAGGAGUUGUAUAUGGAGAAUAGUUUUGAUCGUUGGAAUGCCGUGGAGCAAACUCCACCCACUAAUGCCGGUCUUAUUGAGUUGAAUAACUUGAAGAAUCUCUGCACUUUGCAUGUGUCCAUUCUCGAUCCGAGUGUGCUCCCAGAGGAUCUAAACGUCGAGAAACUAACCAAGUACCAAAUCCGGAUAGGUAAUGUGCCACGCUGGCGAAGUCGCAAUGUGUCCAGCACAUUGGAGCUGUCGAGCACGUUGGAGCUUCGAUUGGAUCCAAUGAGCGAUAUUCUUCGGAAAGGAUGCAUACAGACUUUAUUAGGCAAAACUGACGGUCUCAUUUUAGACGGAUUAAAUGGAAUUGAGCAAAGUAUUUGCGCGUUAUCGCAGAAAGGCUUUCCGAAAUUAAAGCACCUACAGGUCGAGAAUAGUCCCUCCGUCCAUCACGUCCUCCAAUUACCAUCACAUACAGAGUUUAAGAUGUUGGAGUCAUUACUUUUCGAUAACCUCAUCAACUUGGAAAAGAUAUGCAACAACCACAUCUCCUCCAAUUCCUUCAGUGCAUUAAAGGUAGUACGAGUUGAAAACUGUGACAAGAUGGAAGUUUUGUUUCCUCUUUCAUUAUUGAGAGAACUUCCACACCUUGAAGAGAUCCAAGUGGUCAGCUGUCACUUAAUGCGGGAGAUUGUAGAAGUGGAUGAUUGCGGCAAACUUGAGUUGCGGAAUUUGCAUGUCUUGAACUUGCAUGAUCUGCCGAAUAUGAAGAACUUUUGCACCGUCGGGAUGGCUCCUUCAAGUUGUGCAUCAAACGACCAUGUUGGCACUCAAGUUGCAUUCUUCAACGGGCAACAGGUUGCGUUUCCUAACUUGGAGACAUUAUGCAUCUGGAGUAUGGAUAGCAUUGAGACAAUAUGGGACAAUCAAGUUGCUGCGGAGUCUUUCCGCAAACUAAAGUCACUCAGUGUUUAUGGAUGCAACAAGCUAGUGAACAUUGUUCCUUCUUACAUUCUUGGACGGCUCAAGAGCUUGGAAAGUUUGGAGGUAGGAUCAUGUGAUUCGCUUGAAGUUGUUUUCAAACUGCAGCCAUUGAGUCCUCUAGAUGGAUAUCCCAUUGCUCGUUUCCCGUUAAAAAAGUUGGAGUUAUGGGGAUUAUCAAAGCUAAAGCAUGUAUGGGAUAAGGAACUUCACAGUCAAGUCAAAUUCCAGUGUCUCCGUUAUGUUACCGUUUCCGGAUGCGAGAGCCUCACCUCUCUAUUUCCAGCCUCAGUAGCUGGGGAUCUAAUGCAACUUGAGGAGUUGAAGAUCGAUGAAUGUGGUGGCAUUGUGGAACUCAUCGAGAACGACGGACUAGAUCCCAGGGAUGCGUUCCCUAAGUUAGCCUCUCUCAAGCUUAAGCGUCUACCAGAGUUGAAGUGCAUCUACACAGGAACACAUGCUUUACGUUGGCCGGCAUUGAAGAUCUUGAAGGUGGAUGGCUGUAGCAAAGUGGAGAUACUUGCUUCGCAACUUGAGAAUGAGAUGCCACCUCAUAAACAACCUCUCUUCUUGAUAGAAAAGGGCGCAUUCUCAAAUCUGCAAGAGUUAAAAUUGGAUUUAUGUGGACGGAUGGAGUUAUGGCAUGGGCAUUCUCAUGAUGGAGAAUUCUUCUACAAGGUUAGAGUUCUCGAGCUUCAUCAUUUCUCGAAGGAAUCUACAAUAUCCACAUGUCGUCUUGUUCGGAGUUUAACCAGCUUGCAAGAGCUGGUUGUACGCAAUUCUGAUAUAGAAGAGCUGAGCAACAUUGUGGAAGCCAAAGAAGGCCCCAGGCACGAGCUAAAAGUAAUACCACCAUUUUCCAGAUUUUUUCAACAUCUCAAGACUCUAGAUGUGUCAUUUUGUGAUGGGUUAUCGAAGAUGUUCACACCAACAAUAGCUGGAAAUUUGGUGGAACUCACGAAAUUGAGGAUAAGUAAAUGCAAAAUGUUGACUGAAGUCAUUUGUGACGAUGGAGGUGAGGAGGGGCUUGUGGUGGUUUUCAAUCAAUUGAAGUAUAUGGAGCUCGAUGGGCUGACGGGCUUGAGAUGUUUCAGCUCAAGUAAAUGCACUUUGAUGUUCCCACUCUUGGAAGAUGUCAUUGUGAGUGGAUGUCCAAGCAUGAAGUUCUUCUCUGAGGGACCAAUAAAGGCGCCAAAGUUGGAGAGAGUACAAGUCUCAACAGAAGCGUGGUUUUGGGAGGAAAACCUCAACAUCACCAUCCAAAAUAUGUUUAAAGAAAUGGCUACGGUUGCCGGAGUAAAGUCGAUGCAGCUAUCUGAGUUCCCCGAGCUAAUUGAAAAAUGA
Messenger RNA from Rhodamnia argentea, 4326 nucleotides. Its product is annotated as disease resistance protein At4g27190-like. Lineage: Eukaryota; Viridiplantae; Streptophyta; Magnoliopsida; Myrtales; Myrtaceae. The record is from RefSeq and is a predicted model, not a curated record. The transcript has 4 exons. The coding region runs from base 1 to 4326 and encodes 1441 amino acids. Gene Ontology annotation, molecular function: ADP binding; ATP hydrolysis activity.